UGAUGAAAAAAUUUAAUGAUCAAUCAGAAUUAAUUGCCACAGCGAAUACAGCUAAAGCACCAGUAGCGAAAACAGCAAUAACCCUAUCAAAAUUAAUCAUAUUAACUACAAUAGAAAAGCAGAAACUGGAAGAUCUGCAAUAUAAUAAAUUCCAACAUCAACAAGCAGCAGUUGUGAAUCAAGUUGGCGUUGUAGGAGCAUUUGCUGUAGCAGCACCACUAAAAGCGCAGUCGGACGGAACAUCGUUGUCGUCGACUGCGGCGGAGGUAGCAGCAGCAGUGAAAACUUUCCAUAUUGAAAAUUUUAAUUUGAUAGAAUCUUUAGGUUCUUUCCUAAAUUCAUCUGGUUUUUACGUAUAAAAAAUUUCCAAUUCUGCAAUUUGACUUCACACAGAAAACCAUAUUACACAUCAUCAAGUAUAAUCCAAUCAGAAAAUAAAAACAAUAGCAACACAGUUUUCAUCGUCCAAAAUAAGUAAAUCGCAGAAAGUACACCAAUUCAAAAAGCCAGAUAGGCUAUAGUCAUAAUUUUAUGCGAUAACAUUUGGACUUGCAUAAAUACAUACUUCUCAACCAACCCUGUGCAGUAUUUAAAUUUAUUUAAAUUUCACAAGUUACGAUUUGCUGGGAAAGCCAGCACAAACGGGAGUAUUUAGUAUUUAGAUGACUCCAUCCACCAUUUUGAACUUACAAAAUUGUAUUAGCACCAACGUAUGCAGCAGAGGUAAACCAGAAACGGCGUAGCUGAAAGUCAACGAAAACCCGAAGCACUCGGCAAGCGAAACAUAUAAAGAGGAAGAAAAGUAGCUGUGGAAGAUCAACUGGCAUUCAACGUAUAGUAAUUGGCAUAAAGCGGCGGAAAUUGAGGAAAGGAGGAGAAACGGAAUAAAAUAAACAAAAAAUAUAGUUUAUUAUACGAACGCAGCCAACAACAUAUACGACUCGAUACAGCUAGAGCAGACGGAAAUUGGUAUUGCAGCCAACAAGUCGUAGCAGGCCGUAGUGAUAAAUAAAAAUCCACAAUCUGUGGUAAUAGGCCGCGAACGAGUGGAUAGCAAUUGUGUGAAGAUUCCUAAACAACAAGGAAUAAUUACUCGGUUGUGUUUUAUGUGGACUUGUAUGGGCUUGUUGUUUUGAAUUUUGUUUCGGAAGCAAUUUGUGAAAGGAGAAGCGGAUAUAGUUGCUUAGUCAGUAUUCCAACAGAAAUACCCGAAAAAAACUUUACUAAAUAUUAAAAAGUUCUACGAUUCCGGUUAAUUUUAUAAGUCUACUUGUGAAAGUGUACUGUUCUAAACUACGCGUACAGUGUACACAGUUUCAAACUUUUGCGAAUACCAUUUGAAUAAAUUUCCAACUUCUAUUUCUGCACUAAUUUCAAAAUAUAACAAUUCUCUUCGAAUACAUCCAUAAAAACAACACAUCCAAAAUACCCUAAAUUUGCUUAAAAUCGAAAGGGUUUAUAAAACCACGUAAACUCGGAAAACCGCAAACUAAUCAAUCGCAAGAAAAAUGGUCGAGCGCAUAAUAGAGGAAGAGGAGUGCAGUAGCGGCGCCCAAAUAAUGCCUACUACUGUUGCCAAUGGUACUAAUGUAAUGACGGGCAAUAAUAGCAAUGCUGCUGGCUCAGCUGGUAGUGGUAGCGACAGUGGUGUAGGCGGUCGUGGCACUUUCUCUACGGACACCGAUAAUAGUAGUCAAUCAGGCGGCCAUAAUGAAAUCACCCGCUAUAGCAGCGAAGAUGUUUCGGGCAACGAGUCCAGCGAGGCGCCGAAAAUGACGGAAAUCGAACGUCAGGCGGAACUCAAUCGUCACAAGGAGGAAAUGCAAAAGAAGCGACGCAAGAAGAAGCGUACAAGUUCCUCCUUGCAUUCGUCAACAUUUCAAGAAUUGUACAAAUUGACGGGCGAAAUCCUUGGCGAAGGCGCCUACGCCUCUGUACAAACAUGCGUUAACAUCUAUACCGAUUUGGAGUAUGCUGUUAAGGUGAUUGACAAGAUACCGGGACAUGCGCGUGCGCGUGUUUUUCGUGAAGUGGAGACAUUCCAUCACUGUCAGGGACAUCCGGGCAUUUUACAAUUAAUUGAAUUCUUUGAAGAUGAUGAAAAAUUUUAUUUGGUUUUCGAAAAGAUUAAUGGCGGCCCCCUUUUGAGGCGUAUUCAAGAGCAAAUUUGCUUCUCAGAACACGAGGCAGCGCAGAUUAUCAAAGAAAUCGCAUCGGGCUUAGAUUUUCUGCAUAAGAAAGGUAUUGCUCAUCGUGAUCUGAAACCGGAAAAUAUUUUGUGCGUUUUUCCGGAUAAAUUGUGUCCGAUUAAGAUUUGCGAUUUUGAUUUGGGAUCGGGCAUUAAAUUCACCACAGACGUAUCAUCGCCAUCAGCAACGCCGCAACUAUUAACACCAGUCGGCAGCGCAGAAUUCAUGGCGCCCGAAGUUGUUGAUCUAUUCGUUGGCGAGGCAAAUUACUAUGAUAAACGUUGUGAUCUGUGGUCGCUUGGUGUGAUCGCUUAUAUUCUAUUAUGUGGCUAUCCACCAUUUUCGGGCAAUUGUGAAAAGGAUUGCGGCUGGAAUCGCGGUGAAAACUGUCGCACCUGUCAGGAGUUGCUCUUCGAGUCCAUACAAGAAGGACGAUUCUGUUUUCCCGAAGCUGAAUGGAGGGACGUUAGUGAAGAGGCCAAAGAUUUAAUUCGUGGUCUACUCGUCAAGGAAGCGCCAAAACGUUUAAGUGCCGAAGCCGUGCUAAAUCAUCCAUGGAUUAAAUUUUCUGAGGAAGAAAAUCCGAGCGAUAGCAAGAAGAUGGAAAAUCGGCGAAAAGCAUUGCGCACACCUGGCAAUAUAAGGCGCAAUCAAUCUGCGCGCGAAAUUUCGCAAUUCGCCGAAUCGGCAAUGGCUGUGAAACGCGUGAUACUACAACACUUCUCCAUGCGCUAUGACUACAUGAAAGAGCGUCCAAAUAUUUACCAGCCAUCUCAAAUGCAAUUGGACAAUGACAACGCCGAUGCAAACAACCCUCCACUUAUUUUCAAAAAACCACCACCGCCACGUAGCCGUUCCAUGAAUAAUACGUUGAGCGUUAGUAAUAAUCGUUCCAUUUAUGGUGGUCGUAAUAGCAAUUUGUACGCCACACGCCAUUCAAAUCGUUUGGGCAGCAUUAAUGGCAUUGGUGGUGGCGGUAAAUCGUCAAGUAUCUAUCAACCGGGUUCCGCAACGUUCAAAACACUUAACGUGCAUGAAGAGGAUAUUGACGAUGAGGAGGCGCUAGAGGCAUUCGGACGGCUCGAUGAGGACGAAGAGUGGGCGCAUCCCAGUGAACAUCGUAACAGGUAUGACGAUACGGAGGAGAAUGAAGAAGAUCGGGAAAUAAGACGUUUGCACUUGGAGAAUAAUGUUGAGGAUGAGAGUGAUUACGAGGAUUACCCCCAUCAUUGGCGUGAAAUGGAUGAUGAAGAUGAGGAGUUCGGAGUACUGGGUGAGCUUGAGAAUGAUGUGAAAGAAGCACCAAGCACAUAUGAGCCACAUGGAGAGUUUGGCGAGUGCAGUGAUAAUUAUACGCCCCAUGACUAUGACGAUUACAACAACAAACGUCCAAAAUACUAUCUAGAUGAUGAUGAAGAAUUAGAGAUCGAAAUGGAAGCAAGUGAUCGUUAUCGUCAUGGCGAUUAUGGUGAUAAUGCUAUUACUAGUGAUGAUGCGGAGGAUAGUUCCUGUGUUAGGGGUGAUGACAAAUGCAGUAAGACAACUUUACUACAGGGUGCCAUGCAAAUUAAGGAGGGGGAGAAAUCAGCAGGAGCUGCUGGAAGUAAUGCUUCUGAGUUAAGUUUUAAUAAAUUACAUAUUAAUGAUAGUAAGGAUACGAACGAAAAUAACGAGUGGAAGUGGCGCGUUAAACAGGAGCGUAUGUCUGAAAAUAAUGAUUAUAUAAAUGUUGAUCAUAAUAAAGUUAAGAUUAAUGAUAAAGAUGAUGAUGAAAGUAAUUCGCUUGGAAGAGGAGCAAAUGAUCUGGAUGAAAGUGUUUUCAAUUUAGAGCAAGAAAACAUUGAGAAGCAAAAUAAACAACAACAACAACAACAACAGCAACAGCAAAACAAUUUUGCUAACGAAUCGAAAUUGAAUUUCGGUGAAAAUUCAAAUACGAAAUUCAAAACUUAUUAUAACACUGAAGAUAAUAAAAUUGAAAGGAAAAAUGUUGAUAAUGAUGAUAACUCGAAGAAGGUUUAUCGUAGUAGCAGCAGCAGCAGCAACGGCAACACUGGCGACAACGGCAACAAAGCAAAUGAUUUGUUGCUGGACGCCGAACAGAAACAACUUCCAGUAAGUGAUAUUAAUAAUGUAACAAUCACCAAUUUAAAUACAACAACAACCACAACAACAACUGCAGUAAAUGCAAACAAAACAACACUCACCACCAACGACAACAACAGUUAUGUUUCGAAUGUUGAAACAAAUGCAAAAAAUGCAAAUACCAACAUAAUCGAAGCAGGUAAUGUUGCAAUAACAAAAGAAAAUGCUAAUUUAUUGGCUAGUAUUAGUGAUUUGAAAGAAACGCUACCUGAAUUUAAUGAGACUGCAAACAUUGUUGCCGCCAAUACCUCAGGCGAAUACGCAUCUGAAACUGCAGCAGUCAAUGCGAAAAUGGGCAAGUCUACUGAACGCAAGCAAUGGGUAGCUGCGAAGAAAGGCAAAGGUGGCAGCGGCGGCGCGGAGAAAGGCGUAGGCCAGAAUGCGGCGGCAACAAUGCGAACGACUUUUGGCAAUCAACAACAACAACAACAACAUCAGCAGCAGCAGCAGCAGCAGCAGAAAGAGCAACAAACACAUAAACAGCUAAAACAACAGCAGCAGAAACAGUCGCAAAAGCCACAUCAAAAGCAACACCAACAUCAACAGCAACAGCAGCAUCAGCAAAAACAACAACAUACAGCGCAAGCUCAAAAACAACAAAUUUUGGUGAAAAAUAAACGUUCACCGCGUGCAAAUAAAACACCGCGUACCGUCUGCUUUGCCCUUGGCAAUACUAACGCACGCAACGACGACGAUUAUGAUGCAUAUCAGAAUAAUAAUUACGACGCUGAACUGGAGGACGAUGCCGAUGAGGAGGAUGUAGUUUACGGCAGACCACGUUCUCACAGCAAUAACACCAAUGCAACCGGAUAUGGGCGGCGCCAGCAACAAUACAACAACCAUCGACGCUAUUCGCAACCGUUGUCAACCGGAAUUAAUGGCAACAAGCAACAACAACAACAACAGCCAGGCGGUCAAAAAACCGAGAAUUGGCGCAGCCGUGGUGGCAUACUAAUUAAUGGCGGUAACAAUGGUGGCGGAGAGUCGUCAAACGGCGGUAGCAACACCGUAAGUGCCGCAGUAGCCGCUAACAAUUACCGCAACAAGUAUCGUUCGCAAGGCGGCAAUUCUAGCGGUGCUUGGAAUGCAGGCGGCGGUGGAGCUGUUGGUAGUGCCGGUCAACGCAAUGGUGGUAGUGGUCCCAUCAGCUACUACUACAAUACACGUUCUGGCGCUGGCAGUGGCAGUCACGUUGGCGUAAGUGGCGCUUCACCACCAUCCGAUGACAGUGGCAGUGGUGGGUCAUCCGGUGGUCCCAUACACAAUUGGCGUAACGAUUGCGUCUACACGGGUGUGCGUAGUUGCGGCAUGCAACAGCGUCGUAGCUAUCAACAUCCAUCACAGCCACGCUACUCACCCACUCAGGAUGCCGGCUAUGGUAGUUGGGGUGGUAAUGGCGGUAGCGGUGCUGCUGCAACCAUUAUGCGUGCACAAAUCUUCAGCAGCAAUCAACAACAGCCACGUAUCGGAUCCGGACGUUUUACACAUUCUCCCAAUGGCAGUAUGUUUGUACAACAGUCGCGCGGAAGUGGCGGCAUUUACGGUGGCAUAAAUGGCGGUUAUGGCGGCGGUGGCAUCGUCAGCGGUUCUCCACCAUCACCUGGCAUUGGACUCUCACCGCCGAGUGAGAGUAUAUUAAUGCAGCGACGUAUGCGUGUAACAGGCGCUGGGCAGCAGCAUCGCAAUAAUGAUUUCGGUGUAGUUGGCGAUUUCUGUCAGUCAGCAACGGCAAAUGGUUAAUAAGUUAAGCGAAAAGUUUACUACAAACACACACACACACACAUACACUACGUGCAUACAUUCUACACAUAUAUACUAUAUAAAAACACAAUAAACAUAAAAAAGGAAAACAUUCAAACAAAAUAGGGCAGUGAAUCCUUCAUAUUCACAUGGCAGGUAUCUGCUUGCUCUAAUUUGUUAUUUUUUUUAAUAACACGAAACCAAUUGGAGUCCAUUUACAUAUAUAAAUUUUAAUUUCAACUUCAAAGUAGAACUUUAUAGUCUGUGUGAAUGCGCAAUACUUUGAAAAGAAAAGGAAAAAAACAUUAAAAAAGAAAUUGCUGAGAGAGGAAGGAGAGUGUUGAUUCCAGGGACUGUAAAUAAUGAUUAUUUGAAAUUUUUUUCAUGUAAGGCCGCAUAAAUACAAGGCAAAUAGAAAAACACAUGCCACAUGCGUCCUGAUCCGAAGUGAAUUUUAUAAUUUUGCUUAGUUGAUAAUAAUAAUUAUUCAACGAGUUUAAUGUAAACACUCAUUAAAUAUUUGUUAUUAUUGUAAGCAAAAAAAAAUAUUGUUCAGAAAAUAAUUAUUAUUAUUUUAGCGUUAUUUUUUCGCUUGAAAUAUUGCUCAAACUCGAAUAAUUUUUUUCAACUCCGAAUUUAAGUGUGUCAAGAAUUAAGCUAGUUUCAUCAAUAUUUUGAGCGAAAAAAUAAUGCUUUUACUUUUGAUUAUUGUUUGAGCGAUAUUUUUUUAUUUUUUGUUUACAGUAAUAAUUAUUAUUUUUUGGCUGUUUACAUAAAGCUCGUAGAAUAAUUAUUAUUAUCAACUAAAUAAAAUAUUUAAAAAUUAAUAAAUAAUCAUUAAAUUUAGAUUUAUAAUUUAUAACUCAUGAUUAUUACGGUCCCUGAUUGGUACCAUAAAUUUUGUAAAGAAAAUUAUAGAAGAUAAUAUGUUUAGAGCUACGGCAUAAAGCGGAAAAGUUUCGAUUUAAUUUUGAGUUCUUUUUCUGACUUUAUGCAUAAAUAGUAACUUUUUUUUAUAUAUAUAAAAACAGCGCCUACUUAAUUUUUACACCCUCACACACACGAAAAAACGCAAAACUUUUUUCGAUUUUAACUAUAAUUUCAACUACUUAUUUAAAAAAAAAAAAAAAGAAAAAAAUAUUUUCUGUUUAUAUCACUUGCAUAUAUUGGUUUGUUCAUUUUUUGUGCCGGAAAGUUUAGUUUUGAGUGAAACGCUUUGAAGAGUGUUCUUAAGGGUGCUUUUCUGCAGUUUUUUUUUUUACAUUUAA
This is a messenger RNA of Ceratitis capitata (Mediterranean fruit fly), 7342 nucleotides long. RefSeq names its product probable serine/threonine-protein kinase DDB_G0280133 (gene Lk6). Bases 1509 to 6074 code for a protein of 1521 amino acids. The transcript has 7 exons. Gene Ontology annotation, cellular component: nucleus; cytoplasm. Gene Ontology annotation, molecular function: calcium/calmodulin-dependent protein kinase activity; ATP binding; calcium-dependent protein serine/threonine kinase activity. Gene Ontology annotation, biological process: intracellular signal transduction; peptidyl-serine phosphorylation; protein autophosphorylation. Lineage: Eukaryota; Metazoa; Arthropoda; Insecta; Diptera; Tephritidae. The record is from RefSeq and is a predicted model, not a curated record.